This is a messenger RNA of Cyphellophora europaea CBS 101466, 4986 nucleotides long. RefSeq lists its product as uncharacterized. Lineage: Eukaryota; Fungi; Ascomycota; Eurotiomycetes; Chaetothyriales; Cyphellophoraceae. Gene Ontology annotation, cellular component: nucleus. Gene Ontology annotation, molecular function: DNA binding; ATP binding; DNA topoisomerase type II (double strand cut, ATP-hydrolyzing) activity. The record is from RefSeq and is a predicted model, not a curated record. The transcript is spliced from 2 exons. The coding region runs from base 1 to 4986 and encodes 1661 amino acids. Gene Ontology annotation, biological process: resolution of meiotic recombination intermediates; sister chromatid segregation; DNA topological change.
AUGGACGACUCGAUCUUCGACGUGGACGAUGGCUCCGACUUCGCGCCUGAGCCGAAGUCGAAGCCAAAAGCAGUGAAGAAAGCCCCCGCCUCCAAACCUGCGGCUAAAAAACCUGCGACCACCAAAGCCAAACCUGUUUCCAAGCCGAAGACCGUCGUCCCCAAAAAACGAUCUAAGGAAGAGUCGGACGGGGACGAUGACGGCGCGGAAUCCGAAGACCAUUUCAGCGAUGAGUCUCUUCUAGCUGAUACCCCACCAAAGGCGAAGAAACCAAAGACUACCGCGAAGGCCGCCACGAAGACCACUACAAAGGCCUCCAAUCCUGUCAAGGAGUCCCAUAAGAAACCUCUCGGCGAUCUUGUCAACGAAGCCAUCGCCAUGGAUCCCGAGUCGCCCCAGCCCAAAAAAAAGGCCAAGCGUGUCUCUGAGCAAUACCAGAAGCUCACCCAACUCGAGCACAUCAUCAAACGACCCGACACAUAUAUUGGAUCUGUUGAGCGCAGCGACCGACAAAUGUGGGUCUUCAAUCAGGAACAAGACUGCAUGGAGUUUCGCGAGAUCUCAUACGUGCCUGGUAUCUUCAAAAUCUUCGAUGAAGUGCUGGUCAAUGCGGCCGAUAACAAGCAGAACGACAAGAAUCAGAGCUACAUCAAGGUCAAGAUCAAUCGAGAGAAAGGCCAAAUCAGUGUCGAAAACGACGGCAAAGGCAUCCCUAUCGAAAUCCACUCCAAGGAGAAGAUCUAUAUCCCAGAGAUGAUCUUCGGUCAUCUGCUGACCGGUUCCAACUACGAUGACGACGAGCAGAAGAUUACCGGUGGCCGCAACGGCUAUGGUGCUAAACUCUGCAACAUUUUCAGCACCCGAUUCACCGUCGAGACUGCCAGUGCGAAGCACAAGAAGAGAUACACCCAGACCUGGAGUGCAAACAUGUCCAAAAUGAGCGAAGCCGAAAUAGAGGAUCAGAAAGGCGAGGACUACACACGUAUCACCUUCACCCCUGAUUUCAGCAAGUUCGGUAUGGAUGCAAUGGAUGACGACCUCGAAUCUCUGUUCGUCCGCCGCGUCUACGAUCUGGCUGGCACUGUCAAGGGGGUCAAGGUUUACCUCAACGGCAAGCUCGUUCCGGUGCAGAAGUUUGACAAGUACUGCGAGCUCUACACCAAGGCCAUCAAGCGCGAGCGUGGCGACGAGGCUGCCAACGAUAACAACAACAUCAUCCUUGAAACCCCCAAGGACAAGGAUGCCAAAGAUCGAUGGCAGGUCGGCUUUGCUGUGUCAGAUGGCUCCUUCCAGCAAGUCUCCUUCGUCAACUCAAUCGCCACCUCCUCUGGAGGCUCCCACGUCAACUACAUUGCUGAUCAGAUUGUCAACAAGCUGCUUGACAUCGUCAAGAAGAAGAACAAGGGUGGCGCUCAGCUGAAGCCCAACCAGAUCCGCAAUCACAUCUUCCUCUUCGUCAACGCCCUCAUUGUGAACCCUGCCUUUACCUCUCAGACCAAAGAGCAACUUACGACCAAACCUAGCCAAUUUGGCAGCAAGUUCCAAAUCUCGGACGAUUUCAUGAAGAAGAUCGCUAAAACCGAGGUUAUCAACAAUAUUCUGCACUUUGCCCAGCAGAAGGCUGAUCAGAUCUUGAAGAAGUCUGAUGGUAGCAAGCGCAGCCGCAUGAAUAACCCCAAGCUGGUUGAUGCCAACAAGGCCGGCACCAAGGACGGACAUCUUUGCACUCUAAUUCUCACUGAGGGUGACUCGGCCAAAGGAUUGGCGAUGGCUGGUCGUUCGGUCGUGAGUCCUGAUCAUUUCGGUGUUUUUCCCCUUCGUGGAAAGAUUCUCAAUGUUCGUGAUGCAUCAAUCGAUCAAAUCUCGAAAAACGCCGAGAUUCAGAACAUCAAGAGCUUCUUUGGCCUCCAACACAAGAAGGUCUAUGAUAGCACCAAAGGCCUUCGGUAUGGUCAUCUCAUGAUCAUGACUGAUCAGGAUCACGACGGGUCCCACAUUAAAGGUCUGCUCAUCAAUUUCUUGCAAGUACAAUUCCCCAGUCUGCUCAAGAUCCCCGGCUUUCUGGUUGAGUUUAUCACGCCUAUUGUGAAGGUCUACAAGGGCGAUCCAAAGAAACCCCUCAAGCAGAAGUCCUUCUUCACCAUGCCAGAGUAUGAGGCGUGGAAGGAAGCCCACAAGAACGAGAAAGGUUGGGAGCACAAGUACUACAAGGGUCUGGGUACCAGUACCACAGAGGAUGCCCAGUCGUACUUCAAUGACCUCGACAAGCAUCACAAGGAGUUCCAUGUUAUGAAGGACGAGGAAUCCCAACUGAUCGAUCUUGCCUUCUCCAAGAAGAAGGCUGACGAGCGUAAAGAAUGGCUCCGUCAAUUCAAGCCAGGUACCUUCCUGGACCACUCGUCCUUGAAGAUCACCUACACGGACUUUAUCAACAAGGAGCUCAUUUUGUUCUCCAUGGCUGAUAACAUACGGUCGAUUCCCUCUAUGAUUGACGGCCUCAAACCCGGUCAGCGCAAAGUCCUCUAUGCUUGUUUCAAGCGUAACCUCAAGAAGGACAUGAAGGUUGUCGAGCUUGCCGGUAUCGUCUCUGGUCUGACUGCUUACCAGCACGGCGAGACUUCCUUGCAGCAAACCAUUGUCGGCUUGGCCCAGACUUUUGUUGGGUCCAACAACAUCAAUUGCCUUGAGCCAUCUGGCAAUUUUGGUAGUAGGCUUCAAGGUGGCGCCGAUGCUGCCAGCGCCCGUUACAUUUACACUCGCUUGUCGCCGUUCGCACGGAAGCUUUUCCAUCCAGCUGAUGAGCCCCUGCUCACUUACAACACUGAUGACGACCGUACCAUUGAGCCUGAAAUAUACGUUCCGGUGGUACCCAUGGUGUUGAUCAAUGGCGCUGAUGGUAUUGGCACGGGUUGGAGCUCUUCAAUUCCCAACUACAACCCUGUUGACAUUGUCGACAAUCUCAAACGCCGAAUGCAGGGCGAAGAUUGGGUACCUAUGCAGCCAUGGUUCCGUGGCUUCAAGGGAACGGUCAGCCAGACGGCCCCUGAUCGCUACAAGUUCAGCGGCAAGAUUGAGCAGACGAGCGACAAUGAAGUUGAGGUUACCGAACUCCCCAUUCGCAUGUGGACACAGGACUUCAAGGACAAACUUGAAGAGAUCAUCAAGGCCGAGAAGACACCAUCUUUCAUCAAAGACUACAAGGACUACAACAACCACAAGGAUGUCCACUUCAUCAUUCAGAUGGACGACAAGUCCAUGGGCGAAGCACUGAAAGAAGGUCUGGAGGAGCGAUUCAAGCUGAGCAAGAGCAUCGCCACAUCUAACCUUGUUGCAUUCGAUCCCGAGGGCCGUAUCACCAAGUACAACGCCGUUGAAGACAUCAUGCAGGAGUUCUACAGUUACCGUCUCCAGCUUUAUGCCAAGCGCAAAGCGUACCUGUUGGAGACUAUGAAUAAAGAGUUACGAAAGCUGACGAACCAAGCUCGUUUCAUCAAAAUGAUCAUCGAUGGCAAGCUGAGCAUCUCCAAGAAGAAGAAGGCUGUCCUGAUCGCCGAACUUCAGAAGCUUGGUUUCGAGGCUUUCCCUAAAGUCGCUGAUGCUGCGAAACAGGGCGAGAAGGCGGACGUUGUCGAAGAGGACAACGAUGGUGAUGACGACGUCAAUGUCAAAGCCAGUGCUUACGACUACUUGCUCGGCAUGCCUCUGUGGUCCUUGACCCAGGAACGCGUCGACAAGCUCACUCAACAGAUCGGCGAUAAAGAGGUUGAAGUUGAUCUCCUUAACAAGAAGACUAUCCAAGAUCUGUGGAUUGCUGAUCUCGACGAGUUCGUUGAGGAGUGGCAUGCACAGCUGAACGAGGAGAAGCAGCGACAACGUGAUAUUCGCAGUGGCCGUCGUACUUCCAAGAAGUUCUACACUGGCAAGCCUGCCGGUAAGAAGCGGAAGAAUGCCGAGUCUGACGACGAUGACUUCGAGGUCAAGCCAAAGAAGGCCACCGCACCGAAGAAGUCUGUGGUAGAGAUGUUGAAGGGGCAGCCAAUGGCUAACGCGGUGAAGAAGAUCAAGUAUGAUACCCCUGCCUCUAGGUCUAAAAUGACUGUUCGUGAGAGCUGGCUUGCUAACAUGGAUGGUGCAAGUGAAUCUGCUUCUACGAGUCGAGCAGGGACCCCCGCGGACGUUGAUUCAAGACCUUCUUCACAGGCCAACAAGCCCAAGCCCAAGGACGAGUCGGACGAUGAGGUCGCCACGAAACCUGCUGCUCGUACAGCACGCGCUGCUACGAAGAAGCCGACCAAGUAUGCUGUUGAGGAUCUGGAUAGUGACAGUGAUAACGGCGACGGACUACUCGCGGAUCUGGGAAACUUCGUCAAGGGUCUUGCAAGCCAGUCCGAGAGCAAGCCAAUGUUCUCUACUUCGACAUCUCGGCCAAGCAGCAGUCACGACUUCAAGGUUCCAUCAAAGCCGGUGGCGAAGAUCUCGGACAGCAUUUCUGACGACGAUACCGAUUACAAGGCUCUUGCUCCUCAAUCAUCACCCCGUCGAUCAAUUCUUGUUACCAACAAGGAGAACUCGGUGUUUGACGUUUCUGAGGACGAGAUCAAACCUGCUCCACCCAAGGCUAAGAAGGCUCCAGCCCGUCCCAAGAAGGCUGGGAGCGUGGAACCCAAGCCGAAGAAGGCUCCCGUCAAAAAGACUGCCCCGAAGAAAGUUGAGCAGAGCCCUGUCGCUAAAGCUUACGCGAAGCGUUUGGCCAAGAAGCAAAUCAUCGAUUCUGACGACGAAAUGGCAGAUGACCUCGUGGACGAUAUCUUGGAUUCGCCGGCGCAGUCUGACGGUGCCAGUGAUGUCAAGCCCGCGGCCUCGCGCCCUGGCAGACGUGCAGCGCAGGUCAAGAAGCCCGUGAAGUACGAUUUUGGAGACUCUGAUGAGGAAAUGGAUGAUGGCUUGGAUGAGAGCACUGCUCGGUUUUCUGAUGAUAGUGAUUGA